Castor canadensis (American beaver) is the source of this 1061-nucleotide messenger RNA. RefSeq names its product outer dense fiber of sperm tails 4 (gene Odf4). The record is from RefSeq and is a predicted model, not a curated record. Lineage: Eukaryota; Metazoa; Chordata; Mammalia; Rodentia; Castoridae.
AGGAAGUAGGAAGAGAAAAGGGAAUCCUCAGGACCUAUCGCCUUAGGCAAAAGGGAGGCAGAAGCUGGAGGGAGACAUCAGAUCCAUAGCUGUGGGCUGGAGCCUGAGAAGCAGAAUUCCCAGAAAGGACUGGAGUUGGAUCCAUGGGCCCCCUCCCCCAUCUUACCCCAGGAAUAUUCCAUGGCAGUUAGGGGCCCUGUUCCGCAGGAUGGGUUGAGGGCCUUCUGUUCAAGCUAGAGCUCAGAUGUCUGAGAUGAGUAUCCCUCCCAUUCUUUCCCAGAUGGCAGGCCCUAAGAUGAACACAGCUCUGCCUAAUGAAAAUGCACAGAAGAUGAGGGGCAAGUGAGCAUGACAAGGGAAGGGGGAGAUGAAAGGGUGCCCGAGGGAUCAGAAGGGGAAGAGGACCAACACCUGAGGCCUGGAAAGGAAGGGGAGGGUUGGGAUACAGUAGGAGUGAAGGUGAGCCUGGGACAGAAAGAGAGAAUGCAGACCUCUGUCCCUUCUCCCUGCAGUACCAGAUGGAUGUCCAGGGACCCACGGCGGAACUCUGUACUGCCCUUUCUGUGGAGAAUUCAACACAGCUCCCGCUGGCUGAUGCAGGUGGUGGCCUCAGAGCUCAGCCUGCUGGCCUUCAUUCUGUUGGUGUUCAUGGUCUUUUCCAAGAAAUGGCUGUACCCCUCUGGGAGCCGCUUCUUCCAGCGUUGUCCUGUGAAUGUCACCAACAGAAUCUACACCUCAGUCUACGCCAUGUCCAUGGGGCUUCUGUACACCUGCAAGUCUUGGAGCUGUUUCAACAAAGGCAGUGGGAAAGACAGUUUUAGUCUAUGGACAAACCAUCCCAUCUUUGUGGUGGCCAUGAUAUGCUUCUUCCUGGCCCUGGGGCUUGGCCUCAUCCUCACCAUCUGGCUGCACCUGCCGUACCUGCCCCAUCUUCGGAGACUGCCCUACUUUGGCUUGAUUGGGACCAUCGUGAGCUUCUGUGAAGGUGCCCGCCCUCAGCUCUGAAAAAGGACUUCAGUUCUCCUAACCCAAGUUUUCCUGGGCACUUCUCCCUCUUCUUU